This is a messenger RNA of Schistocerca cancellata (South American locust), 3415 nucleotides long. RefSeq names its product poly(rC)-binding protein 3 (gene mub). Gene Ontology annotation, cellular component: cytoplasm; nucleus. The record is from RefSeq and is a predicted model, not a curated record. The transcript has 11 exons. Gene Ontology annotation, biological process: regulation of gene expression; regulation of RNA metabolic process. Bases 289 to 1974 code for a protein of 561 amino acids. Gene Ontology annotation, molecular function: mRNA binding. NCBI's taxonomy places the organism in Eukaryota, Metazoa, Arthropoda, Insecta, Orthoptera, Acrididae.
CGUUCACUUUGCCCUUGGAUCAACGCUGUCAGGCUGCCAUUCCAGUGUUCCUCCAUUUGUGACCUGUUUCUGUUUCCCAGAAACAAUCCUCGUUAUUCCUGGACCUGCCAGUAUUUUCCUGAGUUUACAAAGAUCGACAAUAAAGCGGUCAGCUACUGUGUUAAUGAUUUUUGAGUGAGGCGAGUUGACCACGUGCCACACCACAACCACCCCUGUACCGUUCUAACCGUCUCACCAACAAACCCGCAACCACCGCCAGCCAAGUAGAGCCCAUCUGUUGUGCCAGUCAUGGACUCCAUGGACAAACCUCUGCCCAACGAUGAUCCCUCAGUCACCCUGACCAUUCGACUUAUUAUGCAAGGCAAGGAGGUUGGGAGCAUCAUUGGCAAGAAGGGUGAAAUUGUUAAAAGAUUUAGAGAGGAGUCUGGCGCAAAGAUCAACAUAUCUGAUGGCUCUUGUCCCGAACGAAUUGUCACUGUCACUGGACCGACAAAUGCAAUUUUUAAAGCUUUCACCCUUAUCUGCAAGAAGUUUGAAGAGUGGUGUUACAAGUUCCAGGAGAUGCAGGGUGGAGGAGGGGGCGGUUCGGGCAUCCCCCGACCUCCGAUUACCCUGCGGCUCAUCGUUCCCGCCUCACAGUGUGGAUCCCUCAUUGGAAAGGGUGGCUCAAAGAUCAAGGAGAUACGAGAAGUCACGGGAGCAUCCAUCCAGGUAGCAUCGGAGAUGCUGCCAAACUCGACGGAACGUGCUGUCACCAUCACGGGUACCAGCGAAGCUGUCACUCAGUGCAUCUACCACAUUUGCUGCGUCAUGCUUGAGUCACCACCGAAGGGCGCCACUAUCCCGUACCGGCCCAAGCCGCAGGUUGCGGGACCCGUGAUCCUGGCUGGUGGUCAGGCUUACACCAUCCAGGGUAACUAUGCGGUGCCGGCCCACGCUGCCGACGUAAGUACAAUGCCCCUGUUGCACCGUGCGGGUCCGGGGCCGGCGAUGCCGCCCGUGCCCGUGUCAGUGUCGCUGUCGGUCCCCCCCGGCGUGGGGCACCCCCACCCCCAGUUGGGCCUGCCCCCCUCCCCUGCACUGCUGGCCGCCGCAGCCACCGGGCUCGCCGACCCGCUGCUGAAGAACGGCCACCUGGCGGCUGCUCUGCCUCCCGCCCACCUCGCUGCCGACAAGAUGGGGAUGGGCAAUUCCCCAUUGGCUGGCCUGGCUGCUCUCGGACUCGGUGGCCUGAACGCUGGCACAACAGGCGGCCUCAAUCCAGCAGCUUUGGCCGCCCUGGCGGGAAGCCAGCUACGCACGAACAACCAGAACCGUGCACAGCCUGGAGCUAACCAGCAGACCCACGAGAUGACAGUCCCAAAUGAGCUGAUUGGUUGCAUAAUUGGAAAGGGUGGCACAAAGAUUGCAGAGAUUAGGCAAAUUAGUGGUGCUAUGAUCCGCAUCUCAAAUUGUGAGGAACGUGAAGGUGGGCCAACUGAUAGGACCAUAACAAUCACAGGCAAUCCAGACUCCGUCGCACUGGCGCAGUACCUGAUCAACAUGAGUGUUGAACUGCAGAAAGCUAACCUUGAAGCCCAAAAUCCUGGCUCCAACCCUGGUGGUGCGGGUGCGGGUGGUCCUACCGGCGGCGGUGGUGCAGGGGGAGCAGGUGGGGCACCCGGCAGCGGCGUGUCGCCUCUGGCUUCGGCCAUUCCACUGGCACAGCUGCUCUCGAAGCCGGGUGCACUCAAUGCUCUCUCUUCACUCACGGCCCUCGGAGGCCUGACCGAGCUCCUCGGAGGAGGCGGCGCCGGUGGGGGCGCACCUGUCCGCACUACCGGGGUUCACCGCACGUCGGGUGGUGGCGCGGGAACAGGGGGUGGUGCGCACAAGCCGUACGCCCCACGUCUGCGCAGUCCCGCCUCGGGCCAAGGAGUUGGCCAGGAUUCCGGCAAGAUGAAGACGGAGCGCAGCAAGUUUGCUCCCUACUAGGCGAGUGCCUGCAACAGGGACGUCACCGGCGUCUCGACACAUCGUUUCGCCGUGGGACGUCGUCAGAAAAUGACAGUGUUACUAGUUAUACUGAUUACUCGUGUCUGUUCGGUACUGUUAUUGAAUUUUUUUUUUUUUAUUUUUAUUUUUUUCUGUAACCUCUCUAUUUGGCCACAGGAGACAGGACAGUUCUCUUAUAAGUACACGAGACGCCAUUUGUUUCCAUUUCUCUGUAAGUGUUACGCACUAUUCUGACUCGUCAGACACAAGUACACUACUGCUGCUCUGUCGAUUAAAUUCACGUAUGCUAUUACUUCUCAAAUUUUCCCUCUGUCUUUCCCUGCUUCAUUGUAUUUACUGGUGAAAGUUUUGGCUUUCCUUCUAAAGAUGGGAAUUAACAUAUUUUAAACAUCUUGUGAAAUGUUUCAUUUACAGAGGUUUGUUCGCACCUUAGUCUUGUAGUUCAUCCUCUUCGAGAAGGUGAAAUUUUAUUUUCUGGACAGCUUAUCUUAGUUCUGAAGAUAUUUGUAAUAGAACAGACAUGAUUGUUGUAUUAGAUGGAGUGGUAGGCAACAACAACAUAAUUAGAUCUCCACUAAAACAAUAUUCACACAUUAGGUUAUUAUCUGUCAUUUCAUCCAACUGUUAGUGACAUUUUUUAAUAUGCAUCACCUAUAACUCCCAUAUUUUAGACUUUUUUGAUGCCAAGUAAGUACUUUGCGUUGAGUGACGUGUGUUUUUAUAUUCUGUAUUGGCGUAGCCAAAAUCGUAAGACUUUCUAAUUUUUGAUACGUAUUUUCUGUUGGAGAUAUUUUCAAGUAACUGAAUUUCCUCUUGGAUAUUUUUAUGUUAGUGGUCAAUAUGUUUUCCCCAAUUCUUAUGGAUCAUGGGACAACUACAUUAUACAGUUUAUUUUUACGUGGACUGAUAAUAUAUAAUUGAUGAAUGUUUAUUGAGGGAUCAAGAAAUAUCACUCAUUUUUGAAACAAAAUAGUGUUGAGCCACAUUUUUGUGAGACGAUAAUCUGUACUGUAUUGCCAGAAUUUUGCUUUCCAGUGUUACAACAUUAGUGACAAUAUUGUGUGUUUUUAUUAUUGUGAUAGCAUUUUCAAAGAUUGUACCUUCUUUCACGUAAUUUUCUCAGAUUUUAUAGUAAUUUCUCUCCUCCCAGUUGCCUUAUUUGUUUUUUAUUAAAGGAAUUUCUUAGAGUUUUGUCAUUUUGGCAAGAGUAUGAUAACAUAUCAGUACAACUUUGUCAUACACUAUUUGUGAAGAUUUUCUUGGAUUCAUUUGCUUUAUCACAUCGUGGAGACAGAAUAGAAACCGUUUACAUAUUGUAAUGUCAUUUGUUGUACAACUUUUCUUAUUUGACUGUAGACAUUAUUCAGAAGAUUGUGACUGAGAAUUGUAAAGUUAAUGAAUAAAAUACAACAAAAACACA